CUGCGCGUGCGCCAAAGGCGGACAGUUCCGGAGACAGCGUUCCCAGCCGCCGCGGGUCUCCCUCAGCAGCAUGAAGGCCCGCGAGGACGCCAGAGGAGCUCGCAGCGAGGGGCCGCGGAAGCUGGGCCUCUGCGUCCUCUGUGGCCUGCCCGCAGCAGGAAAAUCUACCUUGGCGCGUGCCCUCAGCCACCGGUUACGGCAGGAGCGGGGCUGGGCCGUGGGCGUCGUCGCCUAUGAUGACGUCAUGCCGGACGCGUUCUUCGAGGAGGCGAACCCAUUGCCAUCCCAGUGGAAAUUGCUUCGACAGGAACUGUUAAAGUACCUGGAGAACUUCUUGCUGGCUGUCAUUAAUGGGUGUCAGAUGUCUGCCCCACCCAACAGGGCUGAAGCCAUGUGGGAAGAUUUUAUAACCUCCUUGAAGGAUCAAGAUCUCGUAUCUUCUGCAGCGCCUGAGGCCCCGUCACACUACCUCUUAACGAAGACUGCUGUUUCCAGACCUUUGUUUCUGAUUUUAGAUGACAACUUUUAUUAUCAAAGUAUGAGAUAUGAAGUCUAUCAGCUGGCUCGGAAAUAUUCAUUAGGUUUUUGCCAGGUCUUUUUAGACUGUUCUCUGGAGACCUGUUUACAGAGGAAUGGCCGGAGACCCCAGCCACUGCCUGCCGAGACCAUCCACCUGAUGGGAAGUAAGAUAGAAAGGCCCAACCCUGAGAAAAACGCUUGGGAACACAACAGCCUCACACUUCAGAGUCCAGCCUGUUCUUCAGAGGCCAGCCUGAAGUUGACUGAUUUAUUGCUUACUGCUUUGGAAAAUCCAAUAAAAUUUGUGGAGGACAAUGUGGAACAAAAGGAAACAGACAGAAUUAUUUGUUCAACUAAUAUUCUUCAUCAAGUCGAUCAGACACUCCGAAGAGCUGUCUCUCAGACAAUGAAGGAAGCAAAAGAUGAACAACUGCUUCCUUACAAGUUGAAGCUUCUAGCAGAAGAACUUAACAAGCUCAAAGCGAAGUUUUUGGAAGACCUAAGACAAGGAAACAAAAAGUACCUGUGCUUUCGUGAAACCAUUGACUUAUCAGAUGUUAUUUCUUUUUUCCAUUAUGAAAAAGAUAACAUUGUACAGAAAUAUUUUUCAAAGCAGCAUUAAAACUUCUGAAUUUCCAAUCGAAUACAUAUUUUGGUUAAGAUUUUGCAAACUAAUGAGAACAAUGCUGUAGCACUGGAUGUUUGCUAGGCCAAUGAAGUGAAUUGCCAAGACCUAUUUAAAAAAAUAAUUAUUCCAAAAGAUCCAUUUGUCAUAACAAAUUACUUCAGUCACUUGUCAGAUGUGACAUGCAUAAUUAAGCAUCAGAAGCAGCCUUCCUCAUUUAUGUGCCAGAACACCUGGAGGGUGGGUGCGGGGCAGGGGUCACAUCUUAAAUAAAGAGAAGCAGCUAGGAAGGAGACAAGAUGCUGAUAAUGGAACUGUUUUUGUUUUUAACUAUGCAACAGAUCUCAUGAGUGAGGCAUUCCACAAAUCCAAACCAAUGUAGCCAUAAGACCUUUUUAAAAAAAAUUAACAUUUUACAAACUGGAAAAUUACUAAAAAACUCAUAGACUUACCAUAUGAUCCAGCAAUCCCAUUCCUGGGUAUAUAUCCAGAGGGAACCUUAAUUCAA
Molecule: messenger RNA, 1652 nt
Organism: Vicugna pacos (alpaca)
Lineage: Eukaryota; Metazoa; Chordata; Mammalia; Artiodactyla; Camelidae
Gene: PSTK
Product: phosphoseryl-tRNA kinase
Molecular function (GO): kinase activity; tRNA binding
Source: RefSeq, a predicted model, not a curated record